Molecule: messenger RNA, 10678 nt
Organism: Malania oleifera
Lineage: Eukaryota; Viridiplantae; Streptophyta; Magnoliopsida; Santalales; Ximeniaceae
Product: phospholipase D alpha 4
Exons: 4
Coding region: 211-2487 (758 amino acids)
Biological process (GO): phospholipid catabolic process; phosphatidylcholine metabolic process
Cellular component (GO): plasma membrane
Molecular function (GO): calcium ion binding; D-type glycerophospholipase activity
Source: RefSeq, a predicted model, not a curated record
GUCUUCAUUUACAAUCACAAGCUUCCCUUCCUUUACAUCUAAAUCAGCACAUCACACAUUCCUUCAUUGAUUCUUAUGCCACACCAUUUCUACCAUUGCAGACUCUCUCUCUCUCUCCCUCUUUCACCAGAGAAAAACUUCUUCCAUCUCCCUCUCUCUCUCUCUCUCUCAAGCUGACUCAAGCUGGGGAGACUGUUUUGAAGAACAUCAAUGGAGGGAAAGCAGAAGCUCCUCCAUGGGACACUUGAAGCUACCAUCUUCCACGCCACGUCUUACACGCCACGGUUCCCCUUCAGUUGUCUGUUAGCACUUGGGAAGCCCACUUAUGUGACCAUCAAAAUAGAUCAACAGAAAGUGGCAAAGACAAGCCAUGAACGCGGCCGAGUUUGGAACCAAACCUUCCAGAUCCUCUGCGCCUAUCCGAGUGAUUCAAUGAUCACCAUUACACUAAAAACAAAGUGCUCCAUCUUGGGGAAAAUCCACAUCCAGGCUCAUCAGAUCAUAAACGAAUCCAGCUUGAUCAAUGGGUGCUUCCCUCUCCAUUCAGAAAAUGGAAAACCAAUACCAAAGCUCACACUUCGGUUCUUGUUAUGGUUUAAACCCGUGGAAUUCGAACCAAGUUGGGGGAAAAUACUAGAUGAUGGUAAAUUCCAGGGGCUAAAGAAUGCCACCUUCCCGCAGCGAUCCAACUGCAGUGUCACACUUUAUCAAGAUGCCCACCAUAGCUCUUCUUUCCAUCCACCAUUUUGUAACACUGAUCAGGCUCCAAAAAAAUUGUGGGAAGAUGUGUACAAGGCCAUUGAGGGUGCACAGUAUUUGAUUUACAUUGCAGGGUGGUCUUUCAAUCCUAAGAUGGUGCUGGUCCGAGAUCCUCAAACAGAUCUUCAACAUGCUCGCGGGGUAAAGCUUGGUGAAUUGUUGAAGAGGAAAGCAGAAGAAGGUGUAGCUGUGAGAAUCAUGAUUUGGGAUGAUGAAACAUCCUUACCUAUCAUAAGAAACAAAGGGGUAAUGGGAACGAGCGACGAAGAUGCCUUUGCCUACUUCAAACACACGAAGGUUAAAUGCAGGCUCUGCCCAAGAUUGCAUCACAAGUUCCCCACACUCUUUGCUCACCAUCAAAAGACUAUAACUGUGGACACCAGAGUCCCUAGCUCUUCAAGCAGCCGAGAAAUCAUGAGUUUCAUUGGUGGGUUAGAUCUUUGUGAUGGCCGUUAUGAUACAGAAGAGCAUUCCUUGUUCCGAACACUCAAUACCCCAUUGCAUUCUCAGGAUUUCUAUCAGAUAAACCUUGCUGGAGCAAGCCUUCAUAAGGGCGGGCCGAGAGAGCCGUGGCAUGAUGUGCAUGCUAGCAUUGUUGGAGAAGCUGCAGUGGAUGUCCUUAAAAAUUUUGAGCAAAGAUGGAGUAAGCAAUGUGAUCCUUCUCUCUUAGUCCCCACCAGUCUCUUCAACCAGCCUUCUCCUGCAGGAAUUUCCUCCCAAAGGGAAUGGACAGUUCAAGUUUUUCGAUCAAUUGAUCAUGUCUCAGCAAGCCAUUUGUCAAAGAAUUUAACUGUGGAGCGAAGCAUCCACGAGGCCUAUGUUGAAGCAAUAAGGCGGGCUGAUAGGUUUAUAUACAUUGAGAACCAAUAUUUCAUUGGGGGUUGCCAUUUUUGGGAGAAAGAUAGGCAUUGUGGCUGCAGAAACUUAAUUCCAGUUGAGAUUGCCCUAAAGAUAGCAAACAAGAUCAGAGCAAAACAGAGAUUUGCAGUGUAUAUUAUAAUACCCAUGUGGCCAGAAGGAGUACCUGACAGUGAACCAGUCCAGGAUAUACUCCACUGGACUAGAGAAACAAUGGCAAUGAUGUAUAGGCUGAUUGGAGAAGCCAUACAAGCAAGCGGCCAGUCAGGGCACCCAGGAGACUACUUGAACUUCUUCUGCCUUGCGAACCGGGAAGUGAAGAACAAAGGAGACUUUGUUCCUCCAUGCUCUCCUCAUACUACCACACAAUACUGGAAUGCCCAAAUGCAUAGAAGGUUCAUGGUUUACGUCCAUUCCAAGCUCAUGAUAGUGGACGACACCUACAUGUUGAUAGGCUCUGCGAAUGUGAACCAGAGAUCAAUGGAUGGCCAAAGGGACACCGAGAUUGCAAUAGGAUGCUACCAGCAGCAGCAUAAAAAUGGGGAGAAUGGAAUCAGCCAAGGCGAUAUUCAUGCUUAUCGAUUGUCAUUAUGGUACGAGCAUAGUGGCCGAGCAGAAGAAGCAUUCCAGGAGCCUCAAAACUUGCAAUGUGUGGAGAGAGUCCGUUCCAUAGCUGAGGAAAUGUGGAGAAGAUACACUGGAGAAGAAGUGGUCGACAUGGAAGGCGCUCACCUAGUGACUUACCCUGUGAGUGUGACAAGGGAUGGUUCUGUUGAGGAUCUUGUGGAUGGUGGCAGUUGCUUCCCUGACACCAAAACUCCGGUGAAGGGGAAGAGAUCCAGAGUUCUACCACCAAUUUUCACCACAUAACAGUCGCGAAGGUAAGUCACAAGUAUUUCUUGCAAGGAAAAAUAUGGAUGAAUGACAUAAGAGAGGUGCAAUGCCACUGAUUGCACAUCUUAUGUGAAUGACUAUUUCUCACAAGUCUUGCAUGUUGUCAAACAAGAUGGAAUCGACAGUGCAACUAGAUAAAAAAAGGAUAAAAAAGAUAUUGGCAUUUUAGGUUGAUUGGUUAUCAUUUUCAAAAUAUUUAUAAAAGAGUUGUACAUUGUGAAUGAAGAAUUCUUAUGAAAUUUUUACAUUUUUCAAUGUGACUUUUUAUUAAGACUUGUUAAUUCCUACACUAGAAAGUAUUUUUUUUAAUUAAAUAUUGGAACCCAAAAUAUAGUAUAUUAAAAGUCAAAAGAAAGAAUUUGGAACAAAGAUUAGAAUAUGGAUAGCAUAUCUCUUAGUAAUAUUAGAAUAUUUAAUGUAAAUACGAUUGAUAAUCGGCCCCCAAAAAUUUUAAUAAUAACUUAGAAAUUUGGUAUCAUGCAUGUAAGAAGACUACCAACUGUUAACUAACUAUAUGUCUUUUCAUUAAAAGUACUUUUAUAUUUUGACAAUUCAAAUAUGGGAUAAUUAUCAUAUCCAACUUAGUCUAGUACAAUUAAGUUCAACCGAGUCGUAUAAAUUGUAGUUACUUAAAUAAACGCACAAUAACUCCACAUAAAUAUAAUGUGGCUCAAGAAAUAAAAAAUUAAUGAAAAAGCAAAUCUAAUACUAUUAAGUUCAACUCAGUCAUAUAAACCUUAGUUACUGAAACGCACAAUAAUUCCACAUAAAUAUAAUGUGGUCGAAGAAAUAAAAAAUUAAUGAAAACGCAAUAUUACAAAUCCUCUCAAAUUCUCCCCCUUUCCAAAAAUAAAAAACCCAAUCUAUAUGCACAUGUACUAUCCCAUCUUGUAUAUAAAGUAGGUCGACACAAGUCAUUUCCAAGCUACUUGAUGCUCAAUUGUUUGAACUCCAUCACCAAGAGUUCAAGAUAAAUGAGACAUACUCAAGUUUAGAGUUGAAGUUCAAAAAUAAAACUAGUCAAGAUUAUACUUGCUAAGUCUGCAAAUUAGCUCAAUUCACUAGUUUGCAAGUUAACAUGUUUAUUUACUCAAGAAUUGACUUGUUUUAUAGGUUUAUGAACUAAUUUAUUAAGUUCAAAAACGAUUUAAUUAUCUAUUAAAAGUUGUGAUUUUUUUUAUAACAUAUUAAAAUUUGAUUAUUUUUAUGAAAUUUUUUAGGUUCAUUAGACAUUGAAUAUAUAAAUUGGGCUUAAAAUACACGACGGUGACUCAUUUCCCUCAUACUUGUUUCCAUCCUUAACGAGUGGUGGACCGGCGGUGACUCAUUUCCCUCAUACUUGUUUCGAUCCCUCCCAAGAUUCAAUCAAGUCUUUUAUUUAUGGGUAAAAAGAAACUAACCUAUCCCUAACAUUUGAAAAACAUAUAGGAACCUCUUAAAAAAUUUUAAAAUUUCGCGUACCUCUUCCAAAGUUUGACGAAAAGAUAGACAUCCUUUGGAGUUCUAAAAAUUUAACAAGCACCUCUUAACACUUGAUCACAUUUGAUUUUUGAGACACUUAUAUCCUCCACUUGAACUAGUCAGCAAAUUUAUGAAAUGGUGGGCAUCCCAAAAUCAUAUCUUAAUGUUAAUACGUAGAAUUUUUGAAAUCUUAGAAUAAGUUGAUAUUUUUUUUUUAUUUUUUGCCAACCUUUGGAAAAUUUGCAUAUUUUUAUAAAAUUUCAAGAGAGAUCAAAAGACAUCAUUAAGCAACUCAAUUCUUCUAAAUUUUGUUACUAAAUAAUGAAAAUUUGAACAAAAUUAAACUUGACGCAUUUAAACCCCUUUUAAUAAUGAGCAAAAACAUGAACACUACUAAUCUAAACUCAUACUUAAUUUUUUCUAGAAUUCAUUUACUAAAAAAUUAAGCUAGGGCAUGCUGAACUGCAGGAUUUCAAACUUAAUGACGUUGCAAGCAUUAAAUCCAUCAAGUACUAAAACAUAUAUGUAUUGAUGGCUUGAUUUGGACUAAGCAUCCACAACCCACUUUGGAGAGAGAUCUUGGAUUUAACUCAUAUUAGAUUUAAGUAAGAUGUGAUAAAAUUGUAUUAAAAUUUAUCUAAAUUCAGCCAAAUCCAAAUUUAAGAUUUGAAAUUCAUGUUCUCAAACACUAACAAUCAUUUUCUCAAUAAAGGUACAAUAUAAGACUUGAUGAAGGGAACAUCCUUACGCUGCAUUUGGGAGUAUGAAUCUCAAACCUUAAAUUUAAAUUUGGAUGCAUUUAAACAAAUUUCAGUACAAUUUAUAUUACAUCUUAUCCAAAUUCAUUUGGAAGUAUGAAUCUCAAACCUUAAAUUUGAAUUCGGAUGCAUUUAAACAAAUUUCAGUACAAUUUAUAUUACAUCUUAUCCAAAUUCAAUACAAUUCCAAAUUAAGUCUUCUCCAAACAUUAGGUUAAUACAAUUAUAUGGUAUAAAACUAACCAAUCCCUCCCAAACUAAGAGUGACUGCGCAACUAAAAUAACCCCAUUUUUUGUAAUAUUAUUUCGUUUUGAAUGGCCAAUCCAUCUUUCUUUAAAAGGACCAUUUCCAAUUCAAUUAACUAACAAUCAAUUAAAACAAAUGCUUCAACUGGUCACAACAAAUGCAACCCAAUUACAUGCUUGUACUACCCAAGCAAAUAUAAAAACAACCGAGGCACAAAUAGCUACCAUAGCAAGGUGUCACGAGCUAAGCUUGCUCAGGGCAUUAUGCUUGUCUGUGACCGCUUAUCUCGUGUGCUUGAGAUGGGUUUCCAUCAUGUAAAUACUAGUGCAGGGUUAUUUUUUGCUAGUAGUGUCUUUGUAUGCCAAAUAAGACAGUACGACUCCUCAGUCACUUUGAUGUUUCCUAGUGCUAGGGUGGGAAUAACCUAGAAAGCUCUUUAGGGGAGGGUGAGUGUUCAUCAGUCAUUGUAAAACUCACUAGCUAUUGUCAAUGUGUUUAGCCUACUUGCCUCCCUCGCUAAGCACACAACGUCAACGGAGGUGUUGUUAAUGAAUUACAUUUGCUUCAAUGUUUACUACUUGCUUGCCACGACUUUCAUGAAUGCUUACUGUUUCCGCUACCAUUUGAUUGAAUGCUAAUGAAAGUGUUUCGUGGAUGAAUGUUGGUAAACGAUAGGCUGACUAGUUAAACAAGAGUGCUUUAGGUAGCGCUGCACGGCCCUUCACAAGGGUGUGAAAAUAGUCAGACUGUGACACUUGGUAUCAGAGCCCAAGGUUGAGUUGCUAUGUGAAUUCGAUUGCCUUCAUUGUGGGAUUUGGAAAGCUUUGGUAAGUGACCAUGGCACCAAACAAUGCUGAGAGGAUCAGCGUGCUGGAAGCACAGGUUGAGGCAGCAACCAAUACUGUGGCCGCGGAGGUGGCCCAGAUGAGAGAACUUGUUGAUGAAGUGAUGGGAUCACAAUAGCAUCAAGCAAGUUUGCUAGGUGAGAUGUUAGAGGACUUUUGUUAUACAGUUGAAACUUUGCAGUCGUGGAUGGCUGAUCUGGAUGCAAAGGUUAAUCUGAUAGUUCUUGCUAUGGGGAACUCCAACACUCCAGGAGUUAGCAAAACCAAAGUGCCAGAACCCAAGACAUAUGGGGGUACUCGAGAUGCCAAGGAGUUAGAGAACUUCUUGUUUGAUGUGGAGCAGUACUUUCGCCCUGUGAAGAUGGCCUCAGAAUAGAAAAAGGUGGAUAGUGCGACCAUGUACUUGGUUGGUGAUGCCAAACUUUGGUAGCAUACCAAGUACCAAGAGUUUGAAACUGGACACUGUGUAAUCGAUAGUUGGGUAGACUUGAAGAGAGAGCUCAAGGCCCAAUUCUUUCCUGAAAAUCUUGAGUAUAAUGCAAUGAGAAAACUGAGAGAUCUCAAACAUAUAGGGUUGAUCAGGGAAUAUGUAAAACAAUUUUCUGCUUUAAUGUUGGAUAUUCGGGAUAUGUCGGAGAAGGACAAAUUGUUCUAUUUUCUUGAGGGGAUGAAACCAUGUGCAAGAACAGAACUUCAUAGGUUCAAGACUUGUCAACUGCACAAGCUACUACAGAACGUUUGACUGACUGCGCUGGUGAUGAUACCACUUUGUCCAAACGGUUUGGCAGAAAGGGAAACAAUGGAAAGUCUUUCAAGAAAGGCAAACCCAAAAGUGCGGGAGCCAACUAUAAAGCAUCAACCUCAAAAGAAGCUUCGUCUUCUCGAGGGUUCAACACACCCAAGGGAAUGGGUAAACUUGAGUGUUACUUGUGUCGAGGCCCUCAUAGAGUUUUUGAGUGCCCUCACAAAGCAACAUUUAAUGCUUUACAAGCUUCCAUUGCAGAAGAGGCAGUGGAAGACGAUGGGGAAGAGGAUGAGACCCCAAGGACAGGUGAGUGCAUUGGAAAAGCAGGCUAAAGCCCCAAAUGUUACACGAGCCAAAGGGCUAAUGUUUGUGGACUUGAGAAUCAAUGGGAAAAGUACUCGUGCUAUGGUGGAUAUUGAGGCUACCCAUAACUUUGUUUCACAACCGAAAGCUUGGAGACUUAACUUAUCCUUAGAGAAGGAUAUAGGACGCAUGAAAGCAAUUAAUUCAACCUAGCCUACUCUGAGAGUAGCCAAGCAAGUUACUGUGAAGCUUGGGCAGUGGGAAGGUCAUGUGAAUUUCAUAGCAAUGUCAUUGGAUGACUUUCCAGCCAUUUUGGGAAUAGAGUUCCUAAGGGGAACGAAGGCAGUGCUGAUGCCUUCGGCUAGUUCCCUAUGUCUGAUGGGAGAUCACUUGUGCAUGGUGCAAGUUGUUGCAACGAAAGGAGAUGAUGGGAAGUUCCUUUCAGCCAUGCAACUCAAUGAGGGAUUGGGUCAGGGUGAGCAGACACGUCUAGCCACGGUGGUGGUAGACAAAGAAGUAGGCUAAGAGCUGGAGCUUACGACCAUCCAAGCGGUUUUGGAUGAGGAUAAGAAGGUGUUGCUGGAUAAGUUGCCUCAAAAUUUGCCUUCACGACGGACUGUGGAGCAAGAGAUCGAGUUGUUAUUAGGAGUAAAAUCACCUGCUAAAGGGCCAUGUCGGAUGGCGUCUCGAGAGAUAGUAGAGUUGGGGAAACAACUUGAUGAAUUGGAAGCGGGAUGUGUUCGCCCUUCCAAAGCACCAUUGGGAGUAUCGGUGUUGUUUCAAAGGAAACAUGAAGAGCAUCUACGGAAGGUAUUCGACAGGCUAAGGGAAAACAGUCUGGAUGUGAAGAAAGAGAAGUGCUCUUUCGCUCAGCAGAGCAACAAAUUCCUUGGUCAUGUGGUUGAACAAGGUCGUGUCCGGAGGGGUAUGGAGAAGGAUGAUUCAAGAAUGGAAGAUCCCCACGACAGUGAAGAAGUUACGUUCCUUUCUUAGCCUUACUAGAUUUUGUAGGAAAUUCGUUGAGGGGUAUUCGAGGAGAAUGACUCCAAUGACAGAACUACGAGGGCGGUAUUGUUGGCCACAUACGCGGGAUGAUGUGGUUGAUUAUACCAAAACUUGUCUCACUUGCCAACAAGAUAAGGGGGAGCGGAAGUAUAGUACUUUCAUGGCCGCACCAAAGUACUGUUUGGCAGAGGAGACAACACAAUUGUUCCUUACAACUAUUGUGAGAUAUUGGGGUUUUCCCCAAAUUAUUGUUUGUGACCAAAAUUUAAUAUUCACUGACAACUUCUUGAUAGAAUUUUUCAGGAUAUUCAGGUCACAUCUUGACAUCUCUUCAAGUUAUCACCGACAAAUUGACAGACAGAUGAAGAGAUUCAGAGAGCUGCUAGAUGAGUACUUGUGCCAUUUUGUCAACGACAACUAGAAGAAUGGCAUGCAACUACUUGAUAUGGUUCCGUUCUGUGGCAAUGUCCAAAAGGAGCUCAACAACCAACAAGAGCACUUUUGAGCUUGUUACAGGCCAGUUGCCGCUGUUACCUCACACAGUGGGCGAGCUGUACAGACAAAAGAGUCUCAGGGCGUACAUCUUCACCAGAGAAUGGAGACAAAAUACAGAAUUUGCCCGAGCCUAUUUGGAGAAAGCUUCUAAGCAAAUGAAGAAGUGAGCAGAUCAGGGGAGAAGACUGUAGUUUCUUGUCAACUGCCUCAAGCCAUUCAACGCCAACACCAUUGACCUGAGCAGAAGUUAGUUCAAUAAAAUAGAGUCGAAGACAGCGCAACCAAACAGACGUAAAGUUGAAGAGAUUCUUGCAGAUAGAAAGUUCAUAUCCUCAAAGAAGAAGUGGCAAAAGUUCCUAGUGAAGUGGAAAUGCCUCGAUGACAAAGAAAUCAAUUGGAUUUCUACGAAAGAUAUGCAACCGUUCGUGGACAAACUUGAAGUGUACCUACCGCCAAAAGUCUACAAGGACGUCGACCGCACAAGUGAGGGAGAAUGUCACAAACUAAACUUGUUCAAGGCAUUAUGCUUGCCUUUGACCGCUUAUCUUAUGUGCUUAGGAUGAGUUUCCAUCAUGUAAAUACUAGUGUAGGUUAUUUUCUGCUAGUAGUCUUUGUAUGCCAAAUAAAACAGUAUGACUCCUCAGUCACUUUGAUGUUUCCUAGAACUAGGGUGAAAAUGACUUAGAAAGCUUUUUAGGGGAGAAUGAAUGUUCAUCAAUCAUUGUAAAACUCACUAACUAUUGUUAACGUGUUUAGCCUACUUGCCUCCCUCGCUAAGCACACAAUGUCAACGAAGGUGUUAAUGAAUUACAUUUGCUUCAAUGUUUACUACUUGCCACGACUUUCAUGAAAGUUUACUAUUUUCGCUACCAUUUGAUUGAAUGCUAAUGAAAGUGUUUUGUCGAUGAAUGUUACUAACAAUAGGUUGACCAGUUAAACAAGAAUGUUUUAGCUAGCGCCGCACGACCCUUCACAAGGGUGUGAAAAAAAUAGUCAGACCGUUACACAAGGCAAGGCAAGGCACACCUUUGUACACGCUUAAUUGUAAAAAAAUAUUUACAAAGAUAGUUAUUACAUUUUUUAACAUUUAAUUAAAAUAAAUAACCAGUAAAAUAUUGUCAUAUUGUUUGAUUGGGAAGGUAGUAAUAUGUUUCAAUUUUAAAUGUCCAUUCGCAAAAAUCACCUAGUUUCCAAUUUUUUAAUUCAUUUAAAAAAAUUAAAAGCAUUAGCAAAACCCCUUUGUAAUUAUCUUUAAAUCUAAAAAAUAAUAAUAACAAAGCACUUUUUUUAAAUAAAAAUUACAUUUUUAUUACAAAUCUGAAAAAUUUGAAAAUAAACUAAAAUCUAUAUAAUUAUUUAAAAAUUCAAAUGUGAAAAAUAAAAACAUUUUCCAUGGCAAUACAGGCCUUAAAUGUUGUAACGGAUGGCCUCUAAUGCUUAAGGCUUGAACCAGUGCCUCAUUGGUUAGAACAAAUGGUCAGUCACUAUUUCUAAUUCAAAAGAUAACACGAACUGCCAAGUCCCCAUAGCUGUGCAGGUGCUCAGGCAUCUAACAAGCAAUUUUCCUGUGUGGGGACUAGCUUAAGGCUAAAAAUUCUAGUGUCCCCUUAGCAGCGACAAGCUCAAACAGAGCUUAAACCAUGAAGCUCUGAAAAUACGACGAAAGCAAAGCAGAAGACACCAACCAGAGAAUCCAGUCUUGGGAAAAUCAUAUAUUCAUCCUUUAAAAGCGAUUCUGGGCAGUGCUCUGCGGGCUUCACGGUUUCAUGCAGGGCUAAAGAUGGGAACAAAGCAACUUGCCCUGUGAUAUCCCUCUGGAAGUGUAUCUUUUAUCUGAGACAAAUAUGCCUUGGUCAUUCCUUCAGAGCUCAGAUGGAAAGACCAUUAAUGAAACCUAAAAAAUUUGAAGGGAGGAAGCAACUAGGGAUGUAGGCAGCUAGUGAGAAAACAUAGCUGGAACCCACACUUCUCGAUCCAUAUCAAUCACACCUGACAAUCGAGUGGUAACAAAUCAAGGGCAACAAGCCUUUGAAUCCAAGGCACUAAAAAUGACCAACAUGUGGAAUGCUUGAAAUGCCAAAUUCUGAUGUUGAUAUGCAAUAUUUCAAAUAACUCCACUGAAUGCCACCCAUAAUUCUCCAAGGGGACAGAAUUGAAUCCCGACUUCAACCUAGGACAACAAUCCAGGAUGUUUUCUGCACCCAUCAGUCAUGAAAACUACCUGUAAAUAAUUAUCAUAAUUUUUUCGUCCUCUGCCUCUGUGCUCUGUGUCAUUUUUCCAAUCCCAAAUUCAUUUUGGCAGGCUCAG